This is a messenger RNA of Oreochromis aureus, 6393 nucleotides long. Its product is annotated as xylosyltransferase 1-like. The transcript is spliced from 11 exons. Gene Ontology annotation, biological process: chondroitin sulfate proteoglycan biosynthetic process; heparan sulfate proteoglycan biosynthetic process. The record is from RefSeq and is a predicted model, not a curated record. Gene Ontology annotation, molecular function: protein xylosyltransferase activity. NCBI's taxonomy places the organism in Eukaryota, Metazoa, Chordata, Actinopteri, Cichliformes, Cichlidae. Gene Ontology annotation, cellular component: membrane. Bases 923 to 3730 code for a protein of 935 amino acids.
CUGUGUUAUUUAUGGCAGAAAGUGAAAAUCACAGUGAUUUACUGAUCAUUAAAAUGUGUUGAUGAUGAUUCACCUCAUAAAUCAUGAAACACUGCUCUCCUCUGUAUAAGCUCCUCUUAUAGGUUAAAAAUAUUGGUUUCUGUUGGUAUCAGCAGUGUUUUAUUUAUUUGGUAUCACAUUGAUUCCAAUUUUUGCAGUAUCACACAGCAUUACAAUUCAGGCAAAUGUGUUGGUAUUUUUCCUCGAAAAGUAAAAAAAAAUAAAUUAAUUUAUAAUUUUUCAGUGUGUGGUUUCAUGGGGGGAGGAGGGGCCCAACAACACCUUUCUGCUCCUGUCUACAGAAAUGCAGCUCCGGCACUGCUGAGGUGUCACUACAGAAUCAGAUUCAGAACAUUUUAUUAAUCCCAGAAGAAAUGAUGUGGUUACAGUCGGUCCAAGACAGUAGGAACAGCAACAGACCGUAUAUAUUAUAUCGUUACAAAAUAAAAGAAACAGCUCUAAUAUAUACAAAUAGCUUACUUAUAAAUAUCCAGAAUAUUACAGACAUUUUACUGUAAAACUGUUAUUUCACUGUGCAGCAUGUGAUAAAGGGUGCAGCUACUGGAUGGAGGAGUCGUACAGAGAUGUAUCCACAGGCAGGAAGGAUUUCUUGAGUCGUUCACUGGUGCAUUCGGGGAAUCUCAGUCUAAAGACUUUCUCUGAACUGCUGACGUUAAACGGCCGCAUGAGGGCCUCUGCGUCCUCUUCACCGCCUCCAAAACCCUCUCCUCAUUUCGAGUCUGUGCCAAAUUCCCUCCUCCUGCUCUCUGCCAGCCAGUAGCAGCCCUCUGGCCGCGGAGGGGAGCAUUCACACCCCGCUGUCGGCGUUUAGCGGAUGGAGCUCUCAGUCUGAGUCUGACCCGGAGGGAGGGAGGAGGAGAAGAUGAACGGUAACCCGUGCGCCCGCAGGCUGGCCCGGCGCUCCAGGUCCGCGCUGCUGCUGGUCGCCGCUCUGGCCGUCCUGCUGGUCCAGACUCUCAUCGUGUGGAACUUCAGCAGCCUGGACUCUACCGGCGGGGACGGAGGCGCCAGGAGCCGGGAGAAGAGAGAGGACCGGACCGGGGGGCUCAACAAAGCCGACAGGGAGCACCCGCGGAGGGGGCUGCAGAAGAGGGGCGACUCGCCGCCGCUGGUCGGGAAGGCAGCCGCUCAGCAGCAGCUGCAGGCGGACGUUUACCACUCGCACCGCCCCAAAGAGAAAGUCCACCUGGACAGCAACAAUAAUGAGAACUCGGUCCCCAAAGACUUUGACACCAUCGACAGCAACAGCAACCUGGGGGCCCGAUCACAUAACCAGCGAGUGCCAGUCGGAAAUGCCAAACGUAAGCUGGAAAAGAGCCAAGCGCAAAGCAUGCUGGGAAAAUCUGCCAACGAGGUCCUCAAGUACCCUCCCAUCCAACCGAGAGGGCUGGGCCACAAUCGCAACCACACCCACAUCCGUAAAGCCCACCCCAAGCUGCCAACGGUUGCAGCGCCGGCUCAGGGGUCCAAUCCGGAUUCACCGUUCUACCAGACCAAGAAGCCGGCUUCUCCUCCGCUGCCGCCUGGUCUGGAGGUGAGGAAGGAGCAGCUGCAGUGUGAGAUCAGCGGUAAAGAAGCCAUUUCAGCUCUUUCCAGAGCCAAGAGCCGGGAGUGCCGGCAGCAGAUAGUAGAGGUGUACUGCAAACACAAAGAGGGGACGCUGAUGCCACAGAAAGUUCCUCGCUACUGCCCCGCAGAAGGUAAAGCUAAUGUGAACGUACAGUGGGACGAGGACGCCUCCGAUGCUUCUCCGCCUGUACGGAUCGCCUUCGUGCUGGUCGUCCACGGCCGAGCCUCGCGUCAGUUCCAGCGUCUCUUCAAAGCCAUCUACCACACCUCACAUUACUACUACAUCCACGUGGACCAGAGGUCCAACUACCUCCACAGAGAGGUGGUGUCUCUGGCCAGCCGGUAUCCAAACGUGCGGGUGACUCCCUGGAGGAUGGCCACCAUCUGGGGCGGGGCCAGCCUGUUGACCAUGUACCUACGCAGCAUGGAGGACCUCCUCAGCAUGGCCGACUGGUCCUGGGACUUCUUCAUCAAUCUCAGCGCUGCAGACUAUCCCAUCAGGACCAACGACCAGCUGGUGGCUUUCCUGUCCAAAUACCGCAACAUGAACUUCAUCAAAUCUCACGGCAGAGACAACGCGCGUUUCAUCCGUAAACAGGGCCUGGACCGUCUCUUCUACGAGUGCGACACCCACAUGUGGCGUCUUGGAGAUCGAAAGAUCCCAGAGGGCAUUUCUGUGGAUGGAGGCUCUGAUUGGUUCCUGCUCAACAGGCGCUUUGUGGAUUAUGUGGUCAACUCCAGGGAUGAGCUGGUCGGCAGCAUGAAGCGUUUCUACGCCUACACGCUGCUGCCCGCCGAGUCCUUUUUCCACACCGUGCUGGAGAACAGCGCCCACUGUGACACCAUGGUGGACAACAACCUGAGGCUCACCAACUGGAACCGCAAACUGGGAUGCAAGUGCCAGUACAAGCACAUCGUGGACUGGUGCGGCUGCUCGCCCAACGACUUCAAGCCCUCAGAUCUGCCGCGCUUCCAGCAAGCGUCCAGACCCACCUUCUUUGCCCGGAAGUUUGAGGCCAGCGUCAGUCAGGAGAUCAUCAGCCAGCUGGACGCCUACCUGUUCGGAGCGCUCGCCUCGGGAACACCGGGUCUGCAGGCCUACUGGGAGAACAUCUACGAGGCAGAGACAGACGGACCCGCAGGCCUGUCGGACUCGGCGCUCACCCACUACCACGCCUUUGCUCGUAUGGGACUGUCCCGCGCUGCCAGCUCGCUGCAGGGACAUCCCAGCGACAACAGCUGCAGGUACGUCGGCGUGAGUCACCCGGUGUCUGUGCACCUUUACUUCCUGUCCGACCAGUACCAGGGCUACCUGGUCCAUCAUGUGGCUACCAACCAAGCCUCUAAUCAGUUGGAAACCCUGGAGACCUGGGUGGCCCCCAAAGACCACUUCACCCUGACCAGCUCCCCACAUGCCGCUAACAGGCUCCAACACAUCCAGGUGGGGACCGACUGGGAUCCUAAGGAGCGUCUCUUCAGGAACUGGGGGCGUCUCCUGGGACCUGAGGACGAGCCGGUGGCCGUGCAGCGCUGGAGCCGGAGCCAGAGCAACCUGACAGCUACGAUUGUCUGGAUCGACCCAACCAACGUCAUCGCCGCCACCUACGACAUCCUGGUGGACGCCUCCGCUGAGGUCACACACUACCGGCCGCCUCUCACCUCCCCGCUGAGGCCUGGCGUGUGGACACUGAGGGUGUUGCACCACUGGAGCCCGCUGGGCCAGACCAGCUUCAUUGUAGCUCCUUUGGAGUUUCACAGGCAAAGGCCGAUACAGCAAGAGGACGCUCUGCGGCUGCACGGUGGACCAGCCAAGAACUCCUACAUGGAGCAGAGCUUCCACGGCCUCAACCCGGUCCUGCAGCUGCCGGUGAGCCUGGGUGCUGUCGAGGAGGCCGAGGCCAACGCCAGUCUGACGGGGGCACCGUUGCGUCGCUGGCUGGACAGGCUGCUGGAGGGCUACUGGUCCGCCUCGGACGUCUGCUCGAUGGGCCCCAGCGCCUGUCCGGUCAUGCAGCGCUGCCGCCUCACCGCGUGGAGCUCCGCCAGCCCCGACCCGAAAUCCGAACUGAGCCUGCCCAGAGAGGACGGGAGGAUAAGGUAGCAGGCGGACGGACUGAGGGAGAACGAGGCGAGGGAAAAUGAAGGAAAACACAGGGCUGACGUCCCGUUUGUGUCCAGUAUUUAUUUAUUUAAAGUCUGUGGGCGUGAACAGAGAGGACAGAUGGAGCAUCAGAGGGAACGGUGGGAAGAGACACUGAGGAAAAUCUUCUCCUUCAGUCCUCAUUCGGUCUGCUCUCACUUUUAUUUAGGACUACAAAGCUGUGCGUGCUCGAGUGAGUGAGAGUGUGUUAAGAGUGUUCGAAGAACUUUAUACCUCUUGUUGUCUGAGUGUCUCCCUGAGUUUAGGGUCACAUGCUGAAAACAGACACGGUUGCUCGUUCUUUAGGCCCAUUAUUUAAAAACUACAACAUAAACCUGAAUCAAGCCUCUAAGGAUCGCCUCAGAAUGAGAUUUCUCCACGCUACUAGUUUAAAAUCCAAAAUCAACCUCUUAAAAAAUAAAAUCUGAUUUAAACAGUGUCACAGUUUUUUUUUGUUUUUUUUUUCCCUUUUGGCUCAGUGUGACGUCAGUGAGAAAGGAUAUGCACAAAGCCUGUAAGAUAAACAGAUUAUUUUGAACAUUGAAUCAUGCAAAGCUACUCUAAUGGAGUCCAAGAAUAAAAAUAUAGAGCUGGAAGGGAGCAGAACAGCCCACUUUAAAGCACAGUAUGUGAUUUCUGAAAGCUUUUUUUUUUAUGUCCUGUUUAGCUGGAAAAAUUUCCGUGUUUUUUCUUCUUUAAAAAGGAAAAUCGGUUUAAGUAACAUUUAGAAAUAUUUAACCAAUAACUGCUGACAUUUAACUAUGAAAAUGUUCUUUUUUCUACAUCAAUGCUGUGUCUGUAUGAAUGAUCCACAGAAGCAGCUGCCAGUAAGAAUCAGCUGUAGAUGGAAAUCUCACCGCAGCGACGGUACCAAUGAUUUUCCCUUUAACCACCUUUCCAGAGAUAAUGAGCCUAAAAUCAGUUCUCAGCAACCACAGAUGUUCUCACACAGAGCCAGUUGGGUAUCAGGGGAAAUUAUGAUUAAUCUUUUAAAGUGCUAAUUUAUGGACAGAAUAUAUUUAAUGAGUUUUCUUAAGUUGUUCGGGCUCUGUGUGCGAUUCGUGUUUUCUUUCUGUGCCAUGUCUGAAUCCCUCAGACUUGAAGUGAGACGUCCGCUAUGUUGGAAGAGAUCCGCCUCCUUUUUCCUUUAAUCUGCACACAUUAAAAAACGACAAACUUUCUGCUGUACAAACGGCUACCCGACUAAUUUAUUCAGAACUUUUCUUUCUUUUUUGUUUUGUUUUUUCGGGGGCGGGGUCAGUGACUGAAAUGUUUUCUAAAGCCUGACAGAUGUUGGCUCCAGCUAGUUUUGGGUUCAGUCAGAGCUGCUGUAGUCUUAUGAAGAUUGUUUCCAUUAUUUAUUUGUGGCUCUGUUUAGGAGAAGAUUAGCAUCAGUGUUAAUGUGAUAAAAUCAGAAAAAGCAGGACGUGGGUUGCAAAGCAGCUUGCAGAUGUGCGCUAAAGCAGCCUAAAUGGCCCACCUUAUAUAAAAUUUGCCAGUUAAACAGAGCUGAUAACGAUGGUCGUUUUUCUAUCGCACACGUCAGAGAGCAGAGCUGAGAGAUCACCCUUACUGGAUAAAUAAACUAUGCCAUGAUGAUGAAUGGCUGCAGUCGUGAGUUUUAAAUCAAUCAAGUGUAAACAAAGAGUCCAGAAAACUGCAGAGUUUUAACAAUGAAGUGUCAGCACUGUUAGGAUUACUCAUUACUGUAACACAGAAACAUGUAAAAACUGAACCAGCAAAGUGUAUAAAACACUUUUUGUUUUUUACAUAAAUGGGACCAAAGCUGGAGCCCAGCAGCUCUGAAUGAGUAUGAAGAGUCUCUGAGUGUGUGUGGGGCAUGAACAGGACGUGUCGGUUCCACGCUGCUCUGUAAGGGUUACAUUUAUUUACGGUUACAUUAAGCGGCCAUCAUGUGUUGAAUUUAAAACCUCCGCAGUUUAAUACCAAAUUCAACUCAUUUAUUUUUUUCUAUUCAAAUUCAAACCUAAUUUGAAGAUUCAGAGACAUUUUUACAUCCGGUGUGUAUUUUUCAUAUAUCGAAUGAAUCUAUGUAAAGCUGUAUUUUGUAAAAACCUGACAGAUGAUGUACAGUUUUUAAGUUAAUGAGUAUUAAGAUGUAGAUGUUUGGAAUGUGACGCAGAUGUGCAGAUGUGAUGUUUCUGAAGACCUGUCGCUGGUGUGAAAACAUUCCUGAGAUGUUCCGACUCUGGAGGACGGUCCCAGCCGAGGGCGUCCCGCUGUGCUUCGCCGCGGCUCCGUUCAUAUGUCCGACCAGCCUGUCCCUCAGUCUCCUCUUUAUCGUCGUCUCUCGCUGGGAGCUGUGCUGCUGUGCCUUAGCUGUUCUCCUGUCUUUAGGAAACCCUCCAGAAAGCAUCUGAAAGCAUCUGUAAUGUCUAAAAACUGAAAAAUUAAAGACAGAUUUGUUGCGAAUGCCUUAUAAAUGAUGUUGGUGGUUUUAAAGUACAAUUUCUAAAAAAUAAAAACAAUCUCCCUUUAGUUUGUGUCUGAGCUCAUGUCAUACGUUCAUAUGGCCCAGAGUCGGUGCAGCUUUGUAUUUACUAAUGUUUUUCAUUUCUUUUGGUUUUUAAUUCAGUUUUGUUUUAUAGUAUUUUUAAUAAUGU